This is a messenger RNA of Xyrauchen texanus (razorback sucker), 2651 nucleotides long. Its product is annotated as pyruvate dehydrogenase (acetyl-transferring) kinase isozyme 2, mitochondrial-like. The transcript has 11 exons. Bases 115 to 1344 code for a protein of 409 amino acids. Gene Ontology annotation, biological process: regulation of glucose metabolic process; protein phosphorylation. Lineage: Eukaryota; Metazoa; Chordata; Actinopteri; Cypriniformes; Catostomidae. Gene Ontology annotation, molecular function: pyruvate dehydrogenase (acetyl-transferring) kinase activity. Gene Ontology annotation, cellular component: mitochondrion. The record is from RefSeq and is a predicted model, not a curated record.
CAUCAUAUGAAUCGCAUUCAUGCAUUAUAAACAACACAGCUAUUGAAGAACUGGAUUUCUGCAUCUUUAGUUUGGCUAUAUCUGUUAUAUAUCAGUGUUAACCCAGUCAUCGAAAUGAAGUUCGUCAGGUUUAUUAUGAAGAAUGCUUCUUUGGCCAAUGCGCCACAACACAUCGAACGCUUUUCCAAAUUUUCUCCUUCUCCACUAUCAAUGAAACAAUUUCUCGAUUUUGGUUCUACCAACGCAUGUGAGAAAACUUCAUUUGUUUUCCUGAGACAAGAGUUGCCUGUACGUUUGUCAAACAUCAUGAAAGAAAUCAACGUUCUCCCGAAAAGACUACUUACCACUUCUUCUGUGCAAAUGGUUCAAAGCUGGUAUAUUCAGAGUUUGAUGGAGAUCUUGGAAUUCUUGGAGAAAAGUCCAGACGACCACAAAGUAUUAGAAGAGUUUGUGGAUACUCUGGUCAACAUCCGAAACAGACACAAUGAUGUCGUACCCACUAUGGCUCAGGGUGUGAUUGAAUAUAAAGAAGUCUUUGGUCAAGAUUCAGUCACAAAUCAAAAUAUUCAGUAUUUCCUGGACCGGUUCUACAUGAGCCGGAUAUCCAUCAGAAUGCUUAUCAACCAGCACACUCUUGUCUUUGAUGGUGCCACAAAUCCAGUCCACCCUAAUACCAUUGGCUGUAUAGACUCUCGUUGUCAGGUUGCAGAAGUUGUUAAAGAUGCAUAUGAAAGUGCCAAGAUGUUGUGUGAUCAAUAUUACCUCAACUCUCCUGAGCUGUUACUUCAGGAACUCAACACUAAUACCAGGAACCAGCCUAUUUAUUUAGUGUACGUGCCCUCCCAUCUAUACCAUAUGCUUUUUGAACUGUUCAAGAAUGCUAUGAGGGCAACCGUUGAAAAUCAUAAAGAAGGCAGCUAUCUUCCACCUAUCCAGGUUAUGGUGGCAAUAGGAGGAGAGGACCUUACUAUAAAGAUGAGUGACAGAGGUGGUGGAGUUCCAUUCAGGAAGAUGGAGAAUCUUUUCAGUUACAUGUACUCCACAGCACCAACUCCCCAGAUGGAUGAGAAGAAAAGGGCUCCCCUUGCUGGGUUCGGUUAUGGGUUACCCAUCUCCCGUCUCUAUGCCAAGUACUUCCAGGGUGAUCUCCAGCUCUACUCUAUGGAGGGUCAUGGUACUGAUGCAGUCAUUCACCUGAAGGCAUUAUCAACUGAUUCAGUGGAGAGGCUUCCAGUGUUUAAUAAGACUGCUCGGCGGAACUAUAAAGUCAGCCUGGGGGCAGAUGAUUGGUGUGUCCCCAGUCGAGAGCCACUGGACCUGGCUGUAUUCCGGCUGGCAAAGUGAAAAGAACGCACCUGUGUGAAGCGUCUAGGAGGGAUAUUGGACACUUCCAUGACCGGCAUGAAGUGGGAUCGACAUGGUGGGUGUCCACAUGGCCUUGACCCAACUCUUCACUCACUGUGAAGCAAUAUAGUCUCUCUGCAAUACCGUAGUAGUCAUAUGCAAUGGUUUUCAUCCGCUACAUGACUAUAUCAUCUGCUUAUUUGUUUAGAGAAAUUAGACAUUGGCGGUGUUACCUGCAGACCAUAACAACUGAUUUAAAAUGGGGUUGCUAAAUUGCCAAAUUAAUCUGCAUUGAACUACUCUUUCUUCUAUGGAAAUACUGUGACAAAAAAGCUCCAGAUGUGAAGUAGUGUGCCGUAGAGUGACAUUCUAUGGCAGUUCUGCACACUGUUUUGGAGGAAAGGGGAUUGACCCUCUUGACUAGAUAUAGGAACCAGCAUGCAACAACAUGCUUCUGCUUAGGAACUAAAAAGCACUUCUAGAUCCGAAAUAAAGGGCCAAGAAAGGAUGAUAAACAUCAAUAUGCAACCCAUGAUGGAUCAUAAUGUACAUUAGUAUAACACUGAAGUCAGUAUCUAUCAUAAUUAAAUACCUACAUUACCAUGAUUGGUAAUGUAGAAGUAUUCUUUCUUAGAAUAGCCAAAAGCUGAGAAAAAUAUGUGAUGGCCAUAUUUGUGAUGCCAUUGUACUUAGUAUGUCAAUCUGUGGCCAAAAAAGUUAAUAUAAUCUUUGGUUUUGUACUCAUACUUUACAUUCAAUGUGUAAGGCGUUAGAAAGUGUUCACAGAUUUAAACAUGUUUAUAGCCAGUAAGAAUGUACUGUAACAACAAUCUCUUUUUUGGAACUUGAGAAAAGCAUAACCCUUAUGUGCUGAGCAUUGUUUUGUGCAUGUUUACUGUAAAACAUGCUAAAGUAUUUUAGAUACCUCAUUAAGGAAAGUUAGUUUGCUCAAAGACCUUUCUCAGCAGUUGCCUUCUUCAGUUUUGUGGGCUUUUGUCCACUUUGUGGUAUUUUUGCUCUCUGCAAAUACUAUACAAAGUGUAGGUGCAAUAAAUUAAAGCUUUUGAUAUAGUUUGUUCUAAGUCAUUUUAAGCCUUUUCUUUUGGCAGCUUACCUGCUGUAGUACAUCAGCUUCUGCUUUGAAAUAGCACCAUUAAACCUUAUACGUAUGGACCAUUUUAUAUGUAUUAUUGUCUGUUUUGUUUUUGUCUGAUGCUAGCCCUGAAAAUAAAAAAAAUGUAAAUAUUUUUGUAUGUUUUCCAUAUAAAGCAAUUUAUGUAUAUAGAAUGGAAAUAAACACAUUUUUA